GAAAUGAAUUGUCAGCCCUUAUGGAGGAUGGACGUUCUCAAGUUCUUUUAGCAAAAGUUUACAGUAAAAUGGAAAGACCUGGUGAUGCAAUCAUGUCAUUGCAGAAGGCUCGAGAAAUACAAGCCCGGGUACUAAAACGUGUUCAGAUAGAACAGCCAGAUGCAGUUCCUGCACAAAAACAUUUAGCAGCUGAAAUUUGUGCAGAGAUUGCAAAAGAUUCUGUUGCUCAGAGAGACUAUGAAAAAGCAAUUAAGUUUUAUAGAGAAGCUGUGGUUCAUUGUGAAACAGAUAAUAAGAUAAUGUUGGAACUGGCACAGUUAUAUCUGGCCCACGAUGAACCUGAUGCCUGCCAGCGGCACUGUGCACUGCUUCUCCAGCUUGACCAAGAUAAUGAACCUGCCACCAUGAUGAUGGCUGACCUCAUGUUCAGAAAACAAGACUAUGAACAAGCAGUGUUUCAUUUACAACAGCUAUUAGAACGUAAACCAGAUAAUUAUAUGACUUUAUCUCGUUUGAUUGAUCUCCUAAGAAGAUGUGGAAAACUUGAAGACGUUCCAAGAUUUUUCUCAAUGGCUGAGAAAUAUAACUCCAGAGCAAAACUGGAGCCAGGAUUUCAAUACUGUAAAGGACUGCAUCUUUGGUAUACUGGAGAACCAAAUGAUGCACUUCGACAUUUUAAUAAAGCUCGAAAAGACAGUGAUUGGGGCCAAAAUGCAAUUUAUAAUAUGAUAGAAAUCUGUUUGAAUCCAGACAAUGAAACUAUUGGAGGUGAAGUGUUUGAAAACCUGGAUGGAGAUCUAGGUCAUUCAACUGAGAAGCAAGAGUCUGUGCAAUUAGCAGUGAGAACAGCAGAAAAACUCCUUAAAGAGCUAAAACCUCAGACUGCUCAGGGUCACGUACAGCUUCGCAUAAUGGAAAACUAUUGCCUAAUGGCAACCAAACAGAAAUCUAAUGUUGAGCAAGUAUUAAAUACCUUCACCGAAAUAGCAACCUCUGAGAAGGAUCAUAUCCCAGCACUCUUGGGAAUGGCAACAGCUUAUAUGAUCUUGAAACAGACUCCAAGAGCUAGAAACCAGCUGAAGAGAAUUGCAAAAAUGAGUUGGAAUCCUAUUGAUGCUGAGGAGUUUGAGAAGAGCUGGCUAUUACUUGCAGACAUUUAUAUUCAAUCAGCAAAAUACGACAUGGCAGAAGAACUAUUAAAACGGUGCCUACGUCAUAAUAGAUCUUGUUGCAAAGCUUAUGAAUACAUGGGAUACAUUAUGGAAAAAGAGCAAGCAUAUACAGAUGCUGCCUUCAACUAUGAGAUGGCAUGGAAACAUGGCAAUCAGACAAAUCCAGCAGUAGGAUAUAGACUGGCAUUUAAUUAUUUAAAAGCAAAAAGAUAUGUGGAUGCAAUUGACAUAUGCCACCAGGUUCUUGAAGCACAUCCAACUUAUCCAAAAAUCAGAAAGGAUAUACUUGAUAAGGCCCGCACAUCUUUAAGACCUUGAAAAUAGUGAUUUUAACUUAGUUUGUUAAGCAGGAAAUGAAAGAAAGAGAUCUAACUUUGGGUUCUAAAUUAAAUGCUUUGUAGUUGAAGCGUUUUCCUUUCUCCAGCAGAGGCUGCUGCUGUAUAUAAAGAGAAGUGCAGUGUCACGUGGUGUUUCCUAAUGCAGAAGCUAAAUGAGAGCUGCUCUGUUUGACUGUCUUGAUUAAGGGAAGAUUUGGUAUCUCUGUGUUAAAACUAUAACUCAUUUCUGUAAAGAAUAGUUUUGUUAAGAGCUGGAUCAUAUCAUAUUUUGUGGAAUAUUAGUUAUUUCAGCAAGUAUAUUUAAAAUG
Molecule: messenger RNA, 1818 nt
Organism: Castor canadensis (American beaver)
Lineage: Eukaryota; Metazoa; Chordata; Mammalia; Rodentia; Castoridae
Source: RefSeq, a predicted model, not a curated record